This is a messenger RNA of Suillus paluster, 333 nucleotides long. RefSeq lists its product as uncharacterized. The annotation marks the transcript as partial. The transcript has a single exon. The record is from RefSeq and is a predicted model, not a curated record. NCBI's taxonomy places the organism in Eukaryota, Fungi, Basidiomycota, Agaricomycetes, Boletales, Suillaceae.
UGGACAAAGGCAUAUAUCCAAGAUCGAAAAAAUUUACCUCUACACCAGCAAAACCACGCAAUCUCACGCAUCGAAGACGAGGAACUAGCAGCCAAAAUCAAAUUGCACCUGCAGAGUUUGGGGAAAUAUAUUUGUGCACUGGAUAUUGUACAUUAUCUUGAUGAUCCCAUUGUGCGGAAUUGCCAUGGUUUCAAGAAAUUGAUCUCUGUAAGCACUGCUCAGCAGUGGCUUCAGAAAUUGGGUUAUCGGUGGAAAAAAGAGAAGAGGGGGCAGUAUUUUGAUGGUCAUGAACGUGACGAUGUUGUCCAUUAUCACCAAAAUGUAUUUCUGCCU